Molecule: messenger RNA, 4841 nt
Organism: Hemicordylus capensis (graceful crag lizard)
Lineage: Eukaryota; Metazoa; Chordata; Lepidosauria; Squamata; Cordylidae
Gene: CORO1C
Product: coronin 1C
Exons: 11
Coding region: 165-1589 (474 amino acids)
Biological process (GO): neural crest cell migration; actin filament organization
Molecular function (GO): actin filament binding
Source: RefSeq, a predicted model, not a curated record
GGGGCGGGGUCUGGAGGGAGAAGCGGCGGGCGGGGAUUGGCUCGGCCCGGCCCCGCCCACUGCCCCUGGCGGCCGAUCGCAGCGCGUGUCGGUCAGUCCGACUCGGGCGGCGGCGGCGGGAGGCGGCAGCAGCAGCGGCAGCGCGUCGGGUGAGGCAAGAAACAAUGAGGCGUGUGGUACGGCAGAGCAAGUUCCGGCACGUGUUUGGGCAGGCGGUGAAAAACGACCAGUGUUACGAUGACAUUAGAGUUUCCCGCGUUACCUGGGACAGUUCAUUUUGCGCAGUCAAUCCCCGAUUUGUGGCAAUAAUAAUAGAGGCUAGUGGUGGCGGUGCAUUCCUGGUUCUGCCUUUACACAAGACAGGUAGAAUUGACAAAUCUUACCCCACAGUAUGUGGCCACACGGGACCGGUGCUCGACAUCGACUGGUGUCCGCACAACGACCAAGUCAUUGCCAGUGGCUCAGAAGACUGCACUGUUAUGGUCUGGCAGAUCCCAGAGAACGGGCUCACGCUCUCCCUGACGGACCCCGUGGUCGUCUUGGAAGGCCAUUCGAAGAGAGUGGGCAUCGUGGCCUGGCACCCCACGGCACGCAACGUGCUGCUCAGUGCAGGUUGUGACAACGCCAUCAUCAUCUGGAAUGUGGGGACGGGCGAGCCCCUUAUCAACCUGGACGACAUGCAUCAGGACAUGAUCUACAACGUGAGUUGGAACCGGAAUGGCAGCCUCAUCUGCACAGCUUCCAAAGACAAGAAAGUCCGAGUGAUUGACCCCAGGAAACAAGAAAUCGUUGCUGAGAAAGAGAAGGCGCAUGAGGGAGCCCGGCCGAUGCGAGCCAUCUUCCUCUCGGACGGCAAUGUCUUCACGACCGGCUUUAGCCGCAUGAGCGAAAGGCAGCUUGCCCUCUGGAAUCCCAAAAAUAUGGAGGAAGCCAUAGCUCUCCAUGAGAUGGACACCAGCAAUGGGGUCUUGCUACCCUUCUACGACCCGGACACCAGCAUUAUCUACUUAUGUGGCAAGGGGGACAGCAGCAUCCGCUACUUUGAGAUCACGGACGAGUCUCCGUACGUGCACUACCUCAACACCUUCAGCAGCAAAGAGCCGCAGAGAGGGAUGGGCUUCAUGCCAAAGAGGGGCCUGGAUGUGAACAAGUGUGAGAUCGCCAGAUUCUUCAAACUUCACGAGCGAAAGUGUGAGCCCAUCAUCAUGACCGUCCCUCGGAAGUCUGACCUCUUCCAAGACGAUCUGUAUCCGGAUACGGCCGGACCGGAAGCUGCCCUGGAGGCGGAGGAGUGGUUUGAGGGAAAGAAUGCCGACCCCAUCGUCAUCUCCUUGAAGCACGGAUACAUUCCCGGGAAAAACAGGGAUCUCAAGGUGGUGAAGAAGAACAUCUUGGACAACAAGCUGGCAGCGAACAAGAAGAGCGAUCUCAUUAGUGCCCCAAAGAAAGCAGCAGAGACCUCAAAUCCUCAAAACGAAGUCAAAUUGGAUGAAAUUUUGAAAGAGCUGAAAUCUCUAAAAGACACAAUCACCCAUCAAGACGAGCGCAUUUCCAAGUUAGAACACCAGAUGGCGAAGAUUGCCGUCUGAGAACCGAGCAGGGGAGGGGGAGGAAGCAGAACUCAAGCUGUGGGGCUGGAGGGGGGCACUGCUGUUCUAGAAGAUAGUCCUCCCCCCCGCGCCGACGCCGGCUCAGCACCGCCUCUUGACCACUUGACGCCAGGUCCAGCCGGGACUUUCGUUCUCCUCCUAAAUUCCCGGGCAUCAGCAGACACCGAUGACCAUUUGAAGCCAAGCCUUUUUAGCAAAAGAUUUUAUUUCCUGAUGUUUUAACGUGACCUUGUGGCUGUUUCGAACCUGCUGCUUUUGCAACCUGUUUCCACGUGUUAUUAAAUCGGUUUUAAAAAGCCAACCAUUCCAGUGAAGAGCCCAGGUAUCUGUUGAGCCUCCUAGGAUUCGGGACCAAAAUGACAUUUUGCCUUUUCAAACUUCCUUUUUAAAACAAGCGAAACAAAAACACUUUGAAGUUGCCAAAAUCAAAACGUAGGGGGGUGGUUCCUCUUUCCCACUCCCUUUUUACCAUUUUGCAGUAUUUUGUUUCCAUAACUGAAAGGAACAUCAUCCUGUGUGUAUUUGUGCUGUUUAAAGAACAACUGUUUUGUAUACGCCUUGUAUCUUGGAACAGCUGGGGUCAUCAUCCCACUGCCGUGUGAAGCUGGCUGACCUUUUCUCCAUGCCUGCCAGUUCCCUCACCUUCAAGGGUUCAGAGAGAAGUGGUCCAAUCACUCCCCCACACCCUGCCGUUAUAGGGAUCAAGUGCUUUCUUCUUUCUCCAGAGCCAUCUAUUGGAAGUCAGUGUUCCCAUUAUUCAAACAUGUUGUGCUUCGGCUGAAUCUUGUCAACAAUUGGCAUGUGGUGGUUGCCGAUUUCUGGGUCUGUGUGUCGGGGUUUUGUUUUGAUUUUUUUGAUUUUUGCAGAGGCUAGUUCUAUUUAUCACCCAGAUGUCAGGUUUGGAGGGUCUGAAGCAUUCAGGGCACAUGUCCGGCCACCAGAUUUUACACAAUGCUUGGAAACACGGUGGGAUUAUUCUCCACAUUUCUUCCCAUUGGUAUAGAGCUCACAGCUGUGAUUUUAUCCAUAAACCUGGGAUUCCUCAUCUUGGGCAUUAAAUAAGGAGUUUGGAAAAGGACCUCUUCCGUUGCUUGAGAAAUUCCCAGUUACAGGUCAACUAUCAAAGCAAGAGCUGAGGGAUGUGUGUCGGAUUUUGAAUGCAGGCAACAAAUCUUUGAUGAUGAUGCUCAGUCUGCAUUUGAGAGAGAACUUGCUUGGACUGAGAACAUAACAGCCAUGCUGGAUCAGGCCCAAGGAGGCCUAUCUAGUCCAGCAUCCUGUCUCACACAGUGUCCCCCCAGAUGCCUCCAAGAAGCCCACAGGCAAGACCUGAGGGCAUGCCUUCUCUCCUGCUGUUGCUCCCUUAUUUAGAGGCAGUGUACCUCUGAGGCUGGAGGUGGCCGAUAGCCCUCAGACUAGGAGCCAUUGAUAGACUUGUCCUCCAUGAAUUUAAGCCCUUAAAGCCAUCCAUGCUGUUGGCUGUCACCACAUCUUGUGGCAGAGAAUUCCAUAGGUUGAUUAUGCGUUGUUUGAAAAAGUGGUUUUUUGUUGGGUCGGUCCUAAAUUUCUGGCAUUCGGUUUCAUGGGAUGACCCCUGUUUGUAUGUGAAAGGGAGCAAACUAACUUUCUAUCCACUCUCUCCACACCGUGCAGGAUUUUAUAGACCUCUAUCAUGUCUCCCCGCAGUCUUCUUUUUUCUAAAGUAAAAAGCCCCAAGUGUCGUAGCCUUGCCUAAUAAGAAAGGUGCUCUAUGCCCCUGGUCAUCUUGGUUGCCUUCUUCUGCACCUUCUCCAAUUCUAUAAUGUCCUUUUUGAGGUAUGGUGACCAGUAUUCCAAAUAUGUUCGCACCAUAGUAAAGGGGCAUUAUAAUAUGAGCAUUUUUAUUUUCAGGCCUCUUCCUAAUGAUCCCUAGCAUGGCAUUUGCCUUUUUCACAGCUGCCACGUACUGAGUCGACACUUUGAGAUGUCCACCACAGCCCCAAGAUCUCCUGGUCAAUCACCGACAGCUCAGACCCCAUCAGCGUAUAUGUGAAGUUGGUGUGUUUUGCCCCAAUGUGCAUCACUUUACACUUGCCAACACUGAACCGCAUCUGCCAUUUUGUCGCCCACUCCCCAGUUUGGAGAGAUCCUUUUGGACCUCCUCGCAAUCUGUUUUGGAUUUCACUAUCCUAAACCGUUUGGGUGUCAUCUGCAAGUUUGGCCACCUCCCUGCUCACCCCAUCCUCUAGAUAAUGUAUGAAUAAAUUAAAAGGCACUGAUCCCAGUACAGAUUAGAGAAGUUGGACUAGGGUAACCAACUUUAGAGAGCCAGAUGUCUGGCUCCUUGAAUGACUCGAUCCCUGCUAAACUGUUUGCUGUAGUACCGCCCUCUGGCCAUUUUCAGUGGUGGCACUGUAGAGGCAUCAGGCCAAGAGCAAGUCACCAAAGGCAGUAAGACACCUGGGUCGCUCUACCCAGAAUUCCACAUCUGGACCUCUGAUAUCUUACACUAAGAUCAGCCACAAUCUCUCUUGCAGCCCCAGCAGAAUUCCACUUCUGGCGAGAAAAGAACUUUAAUGAAAAUAAGCUGCACCCGCCCUUGAGCUUACAAGAGCGGCAAGAUUCUUACCUGCCCCUCAAAGGAGUUUCUUACCUUUAGUACACAAUGGAUAAAAAUCAGGAAAAUGCCCACUUCCUCCGUGCCAAAUUGCCAACAGUUUAGGAUGGGUGCUAUAGCAGAAGAGGCUUUUCAUAAGCUCACUCUCUGAAGUCUGUGAGAAUCCAAAGGAGCUCUUUUUGGCUUGGAGAGGUGAGGGCUGUCUCUUCCUUUUCUUCUUGCUGCAUUACUCUGUAAUGCAGACAUGAGGCUUCUCCGGGCCAGAAAGACACAUUCUAACCCCAAAGCCAGGUUUUCUUGCCAAAUUCCACACACCAUGCUAGUACGUACCAGUCUUUUCCAGUCAGACUGUACCCAGAGAUCACCUCUCCCCUUUCUCGGGUGCCAGUUGAGGGUGAAGCACUUGCUGUUUGUGGAGAAGGAGGCUGUACUGGGGAUGGCAUACAAUCCAUGACUAGCAGGAACGGGCCCUGGGGGUCCUAUAUCGUCCUCCCCCGGCAGUUUGCAAAGAUCGCCGAGCCAUCAAAUUGGAAAGGACACCUGGGGAAAUCCUGAGUCUGGAAGAACCCUUAACAUUGGGACAGCUGAUGAGGUUGAAAGGCUCUUGGUUAUAGGAAAUACAAAAAGUGUACAUA